This is a messenger RNA of Ceratina calcarata, 635 nucleotides long. RefSeq names its product poly(A) polymerase type 3-like. NCBI's taxonomy places the organism in Eukaryota, Metazoa, Arthropoda, Insecta, Hymenoptera, Apidae. The record is from RefSeq and is a predicted model, not a curated record. Gene Ontology annotation, cellular component: nucleus. Gene Ontology annotation, molecular function: poly(A) RNA polymerase activity. The transcript has 2 exons. The coding region runs from base 67 to 558 and encodes 163 amino acids.
AAAUGAAAUUAGGUAUCAUUGAUUAUAUUGUUUCAGGUCUCAUCGUCGUGGUCCAACCGUCGUUCAAUGAAUGUCAAAAUGUGGUCUUCACAAGGCAACAAUUCGAAUGCAAAUGCUGCAUCAAAAGAAGAAAAGAAUCUACGUACAUUGGGCAUGACAUCUGCUAUCAGUGUAGCAGAACCAAAGCCAAGUGAUCUUACUAGAACAAAUGAACUAAAAGAAGCGUUGAAGCCGUAUAAUGUGUUUGAAUCUGAAGAAGAGUUAAAUCACAGAAUGGAAAUUUUAAGUAAAUUAAAUACGUUGGUGAAACAAUGGAUACGGGACACAAGUAUCGCCAGAAAUAUGCCACCCAACGUUGCUGAACAAGUGGGCGGUAAAAUAUACACUUUCGGUUCAUACAGGUUAGGGGUACAUCACAAAGGUGCUGAUAUCGAUGCUCUAUGUGUUGUACCGCGUCACAUCUAUAGGUCGGAUUACUUUACGUCCUUUUUUGAAUUACUCAAAAUGCAAGAAGAAGUUACAGAUUUAAGGGUAUGUAUCUCAGUUAUCGUCAAGUAAAUAUAACAAUAAGUUGCUUGUUUAAUUUGAAUUUUUUUCAAAUAGCACUCGGGCUAUAAGUAGGGCAAUAUAUAUUU